GUAGGUGGUAUGCGACUAAGCCUAUUGUGGCUGAAAGUGGGGUCUGAUCGGAUUUUGAAAGGGGCUGUGUGACGCCGAAUGUGACAGACCUAAAAUCACACCUUCCAACUAUAACCCAGACUGAGAUAAUUGAUCAGCGUUCAGCGUUCGCCAAUAAGUGGGUGACGAUAGAAGACGUAAAGGACCCGCUAAUUAUUGCCAGCGAUAGAUGGUGGUCUGCGGCUAUGCUGUGCUCUCGUUUAAGUGGGGAAUAGAUUGAUUCAGCGAGGACCACUCUCUGGUAUAAGAUGAUGAUGCUAGGACUUCCAUAUUCCUGGGCACCUUUACCCAUAGCGUGAAUAUCACUGUCUUGAAAUACAAACAGAUAUAAUGUUCCUAUCACCCUCUCUUUCCGGUUCCGCUACAACGCUGGUCGAUCACGUAGCGCCUUCGAGUCAACCCUGCACACCGGAUGAACCAAUCGAUGCCGAAACUCCAGCAUGCUGGCGACUUAGCGAAGUUGAACUUGCUAUGAGAAACGGAGACAAGAAUACUAUCUGUCGUCUCCGAAAAUACCAACCGUUCAAUUUUGAAUACGUUCAUUUGAAGCCUGAUCUCUCUAGUCCACAGGAGACUGACCAACCAAAAAUACCUGAGCCCUGUCCUUCUCUCGGACCAUUUUUUACCAAAGGAAAUUUCUAUAGCUUACUGGAAUACGUCAUAAUGGAUUUGUUUCGCAAAGUACCAUUUGAGGAUUGGGUACAAAAAGCAUUAGGACUAUCACCUUGGUCAGUUAUGCAUCUCGAAUACUGUUACCGGUUUAUAUGCUAUCAAUUACAUUCGUUUAUCCACUAUCGUUGUGGUGAAGGAAUUGAGGGAUUCAAGCAAAAUGCACUAAUUUUGUCCUGGACAAACCCAUUCACAUCUUCCAUUGUCAGAAACGCAUGUACGCGUAUUUUUCCAUCGCACAUUGAAUUCGAUUUUACAUCUAUCACAGCACCCCUUCAGGAUGUUUUGUCUUCCCAGGACAACAUAUCAGCGAUUUUGCAGAGGCUUGAUGCGUUGGAAGUACGUUUUCACCGCCCCUCUUCCUUCCGCUGGUCGUGGGGUUUCAACACCGCCACACCACUUAUGUGCCGUCUCUGCGAAGAAAAGGUCGAGAAUGUAGCUGCUUCGAUGACACACUACGAUCUGAAGCAAUUUCAUCGCAUUACCCAGUCCGGAAUAUAUCAAGGGGAUACACAUCUGAGUUCGCUGGGCAGGAGGUGGAAUACACUCAGCCAGGCAGUAGAAGAGUGUGCCGCUGUUGAAGAAUAUCAAGAGAAGUUGGUGGAAUUAGUGGUAAUAUUUAAGUUCCUUCGAAACUUCUACUCUAUGAGUGCUGUACUGCAGGGCCUCAGUGCUGCUGGUUUUCAGUCGCGUAGAUUGAGGAAAACGGUAUACGCAAUUGAUUAUACUGGCAAUUAUGAAGAAUAUCGGCGCCGUAUCAACACGAAACCGGCUCUUCAUUUCCUGCUUCCUCUUGUCAAAGCCGUUCGCAUGGGAGAUGAGAACGCCCUGGCUGCGAUAUUCACGUUCAAGAAAUACAAAAUGCGUUAUCAUAACCCUGUUUUAAUUCGUCUUUUGUCCAUAUAUGCACUAUCUUAAAAAGAAUAUUGUUUGAUCUACACAUAGCAUAAUUGAGUGAAGUUGAUCGCCUAAAUAAAGGGCUGACCCAA
This is a messenger RNA of Talaromyces proteolyticus, 1697 nucleotides long. RefSeq lists its product as uncharacterized. The transcript has 3 exons. Lineage: Eukaryota; Fungi; Ascomycota; Eurotiomycetes; Eurotiales; Trichocomaceae. Bases 370 to 1626 code for a protein of 418 amino acids. The record is from RefSeq and is a predicted model, not a curated record.